Molecule: messenger RNA, 2324 nt
Organism: Marmota flaviventris (yellow-bellied marmot)
Lineage: Eukaryota; Metazoa; Chordata; Mammalia; Rodentia; Sciuridae
Gene: Riok1
Product: RIO kinase 1
Molecular function (GO): ATP binding; protein serine/threonine kinase activity
Source: RefSeq, a predicted model, not a curated record
GGUUCGCGGAGAGGCCGUUGGAUUCGCCGCAGGUAAAACCGUUUCUGUGCCGUUCCCGCCCCGGCGCAGAGCGGAAGGCCUCCGGGGGUGUCGAGGGCUCGGUGCCUCCAUCAUGGACUACCGGCGGCUCCUGAUGAGCCGGGUGGUCCCUGGGCAGUUCGACGACGCCGAUUCCUCCGACAGUGAAAAUGUAAAUUUGAAGAUAAUCAAAGCGGAAGAUGGCAUUCUGUUUGAAGACUUUCAAAACAAUGUGACUAAGAAGAGUGAAAGUGAGAUAAAAGUUGAAGAGGAAGAAGAGGAGGACUAUGAUGAUGACAGUGAUUGGGAUUGGGAUGAUGGAGUUGGAAAACUCACCAAGGGUUAUGUCUGGAAUGGAGGGAGUAACCCACAGGCAAAUCGACAGAUUUCCAACUACAGUUCAGCCAGAAUGUCUACUCCAGCUGACAAAGUCUUACGGAAAUUUGAAAAUAAAAUUAAUCUAGAUAAGCUAAAUGUUACUGAUUCUGUCAUAAAUAAAGUCACCGAAAAAUCUAGACAAAAGGAAGCAGAUAUGUAUCGCAUCAAAGAUAAAGCAGACAGAGCAACUGUAGAACAGGUUUUGGAUCCCAGAACAAGAAUGAUUUUAUUCAAGAUGUUGACUAGAGGAAUCAUAUCAGAGAUAAAUGGCUGCAUUAGCACAGGAAAAGAAGCCAAUGUAUACCAUGCUAGCACAAUAAAUGGGGAAAGCAGAGCAAUCAAGAUUUAUAAAACUUCUAUCUUGGUGUUUAAAGAUCGGGAUAAGUAUGUAAGCGGGGAAUUCAGAUUUCGUCGUGGCUAUUGUAAAGGAAACCCUAGGAAAAUGGUGAAAACAUGGGCAGAAAAAGAAAUGAGGAACUUAAUCAGGUUAAACACAGCAGAGAUACCAUGUCCAGAACCAAUAAUGCUAAGAAGUCAUGUUCUUGUCAUGGGUUUCAUUGGUAAAGACGAUAUGCCUGCACCACUCUUGAAAAAUGUCCAGUUAUCAGAAUCUAAGGCUCGGGAGUUGUAUCUGCAGGUUAUUCAAUACAUGAGAAGAAUGUAUCAGGAUGCCAGACUUGUCCAUGCAGAUCUCAGUGAAUUUAACAUGCUGUACCAUGGUGGAGAUGUGUACAUCAUUGAUGUUUCUCAGUCUGUGGAGCAUGACCACCCACAUGCCUUGGAGUUCUUGAGGAAAGACUGUGCCAAUGUCAAUGAUUUCUUCUUGAAGCAUGCCGUUGCUAUCAUGACUGUGCGGGAGCUCUUUGAAUUUAUCACAGACCCUUCCAUUACACCUGAGAAUAUGGAUGAUUAUCUCUCAAAGGCCAUGGAAGUAGCAUCUCAAAGGACCAAGGAAGAAAGGUCUAACCAAGAUCAUGUGGAUGAAGAGGUGUUCAAGCGAGCAUAUAUUCCUAGAACCUUGAAUGAAGUAAAAAAUUAUGAGAGGGAUAUGGAUAUAAUGAUGAAGCUGAAGGAAGAGGACAUGGCCAUGAACGCUCAACAGGACAAUAUUCUAUAUCAAACUGUCACUGGAUUGAAGAAAGAUUUGUCAGGAGUUCAGAAGGUUCCGGCACUCCUAGAAAAUAAAGUUAAAGAGAAGACUUGUUCUGAUUCAGAAGAUACUGGAAGCUCUGAAUGCUCUGACGCAGACUCUGAAGAGGAGGGAGACCGUGCUCACUGCAAAAAGCACCCCACUGACCCCGACAUUGAUAAGAAGGAAAGAAAAAAGAUGGUAAAGGAAGCCCAGAGAGAGAGAAGGAAAAACAAAAUCCCUAAACAUGUGAAAAAAAGAAAGGAGAAGACAGCCAAAACCAAAAAAGGCAAAUAGAGUGAGAGCUCUAUCGUGUAGUCAUUUUCCUUCAGCUGCUUUCUCACCUGAACUCGGAGCUGCAGCUGGAAGAUGGCUUCUUGAUUUUAACCGAGUAGUUAUUAUGGCACCAUUUGUGAAGACUGAUUUGAAUGUUUUUCCUGUAAUUAUGUAAAAAGCCCUAAGUUCUCAUGUCCAGAUCCAGUCACUGACACUGUCUGGUAUUGACAGAGGAUUUGUCUAAGCUACUAUUUUAAUGAAGAACUUGGUACAUUUUUAUUUUUAUAUUUUUUUCUCUUGCAAAUCUGUUUUUAGAAGUAUCAUAAAAUAUUUAAAUAUUCCAUGACCUUUAUGUCAGUAUAAAGGCACUUUAGACAAACUUGGGAAAAUCAUUUUUGCUUUCUUUAUACUUGCCAAAAACAUCUGAAAUCAUUUGGUUAUAAGGCCAUGGUUUAUAUAAAAGGGAGCUUUGCUCAUAAGAAAAUUCAGUUGACCACUGAUGUAAUCAUUCACUGCAACUCUG